UAUGGCCAAGGGGUACACCGAAAAAUGUAGCCAUAUUUAGGCCUGUCUAAUGAGAUGGCGCUGUCCGAUUCGUGGAGUAGUCUGUCGGAUAACCCCAACUAUCCGUGUAGCUUGGACAUGCAUACGCAUUAUGGAGGAUCGAGCAUCCGUCUCGCAUGCCUGUAAUAUAUUCAGAAUAGCAGUUAUUUCCCCGACGAUCUCUAGGUGUCACCUUGGGGUACUUUACCUGAACCCCUCACCGUGUUUUGCUCCUGGAUCUUUUCUUUACUUCGCUCGUCACAACGGCUCAUAUAAUCUGAUAUAAACUUAAUCAUAUAUCAGAACACAUAUCCAAGCAAUUAAGCACUUAUAAGAGCCUCAUUUCAUAUCUAUACAAAAUGACCUCAAGCUCUAGUGCCUCAAACGAACCGGCGAAGCCGUCUCCUCAGCUUUCCCCUGAUCUGCCGAGCACUACCACGUACCUGACAGGUCACAAUGACGAGGGAAAGGCAAUUGUUCAAUCGGCGCGGCCGGCAGCGUGGAAGGCCUUUGAAGGGGGUAUUAUGGGUUUCAACCAGAUUUAUACCAACAAAUUUCUGCCCGAUUUGAACGACGAUGCCGAUAUAAAAUUCCACGACGAAAUAAUCGCGGGAGGAAACCUCGGAUUAGCUACUAAAGGCGGGACUGUCUGCCGCAUGGUCGACUUCGGGCCGCAAUAUGAGUGUAUGAUGCACAGAACCAAGUCGCUGGACUUUGGUAUAUUGAUCGAGGGAGAACUGGAAUUGAAACUAGAUGACGGCAGUAUCACGAAUAUGAAGCGCGGUGAUAUAGCAGUUCAGCGAGCAACGAUGCACGCCUGGCGCAAUCCUAGUACCACUAAUUGGGCUCGUAUAGUGUUUGUGCUUCAGGAUACGCAGCCAUUGUUUAUCGGAGGGAAGAAAUUCGGAGAAGACUACGGUAGAGGUACUAAAGACCUUCCGCCGAGUGGAAACGACGAGGAAUAAACUGGAUGAUGCCUCUUGCUAGAAGCGAGAAAA
This is a messenger RNA of Daldinia loculata, 1016 nucleotides long. RefSeq lists its product as uncharacterized. The transcript is spliced from 2 exons. The coding region runs from base 378 to 983 and encodes 201 amino acids. NCBI's taxonomy places the organism in Eukaryota, Fungi, Ascomycota, Sordariomycetes, Xylariales, Hypoxylaceae. The record is from RefSeq and is a predicted model, not a curated record.